Messenger RNA from Arabidopsis arenosa, 1128 nucleotides. Lineage: Eukaryota; Viridiplantae; Streptophyta; Magnoliopsida; Brassicales; Brassicaceae. The record is from the annotation of a GenBank genome assembly.
UUUACGUAUUUUAGGGUUUAGGGUAAAGAUUUGCAAGAAAAAUGAUGGUUGAUAAAGCUACGGUUGUGUUGAAAUUGAGCUUUGUUGUAGAAACAGUCGACAAAGAUGUUGAACGUGACCAAAGGCGAGAGAACACUCAGGAAAAUCAAGAAAAUCAGGGGUGUGAUAAACUUCUAAGAGAAGAUAUAGGAAGUGAAUUUCGUGCAAGUAAUGAGGAGUUUAUUUCAACUGGUAGAGCCAGUGAGGAAAACAUGAUUGUUUAUGAAGGCGAACCAUCUCAACAUUAUGAGUUGCUGGAAAGUGGUGAAGAUCUUGGAUUUGAAGGAGCAGAAGUAGAUAACAAUGAUAUGAGUAUUGAGGUCACACCUGUUGUUAAUGUUGAAUGGGAAGACGGUUUGAAUGUGAAUAUAAGACAAGAAUUUGAAAGUAAGCAAGCAGUGGCAGAUUUGGUUGAAAAAGGUGCGCAUAAGAAUUGUUUUGAGUUUGUUAUAGUGAAGUCGGAUACGAAGUUGUAUGUGGUUAAAUGCUGUGAGAAUGUUAAACUGAGCUGUAAAAACGACAACAGAGAUUUAGUUGCAACCAAGUUCAUGGAAUGGGCUAAGGCUUACACAGAGCCCGAGUUCGAGAAACUCUAUGAUGCUUUUAUGAAAAGAUAUCCUGCUGCAAGUGCUUAUCUUGAUAAAAAUGUUGGACAGAACAAAUGGGCACGAUGUUUUUUUCCAGGAACAAGGUACAACAUAGACACCACUAAUGUAGUGGAAUCUAUUAAUGGUGUUUUCUUACAAGCAAGGGGUUACUCGCUAUUACUAAUGAUUGAUGCGAUUGUUGCUAAACUGAAUCAAUGGUUUAACAAAUAUAGAAAGUUAUCCUUAGAGACACCAAGAAACCAGAUAAUGGUGCCUUAUGUUGCAAACGAAGUGCACACAAGAUGUUUAGAAGCAAAGCUCUUACCAGUCACUGAACUAAACAACUACUUUCUCGAAUACAGUGUGGCUGGCGUUAAUGGCAGUAACUAUGUGGUUGAUCUGGAAAGGAAACUUGCACUUGCAAGCAUAUUGAUAUUGACAGAUAUCUGUGUGUGCAUGCUUUAGACGCUCUCAUGGAAACAAAGAAAAACCCAGGUAAUGC